AUCUCCGUGGCGGCCAUGCGCGCCAGGCGGAGGGCCGGCGGCGGCCUGCAGGGCCCGGGCAGCGACGUCGAGAAGCUGAGCAUCCACAGCACGGAGCAGGCGUCCUGGGACAGCUACCAGGAGAAGUACCUGAGCGAGCCGUACAGCGAGGACCCCCCGGACCCCGAGGCCGCCCGCCGCCUCCUGGACUGGGACGACUACCGCACCUUCCUGGACAGCCAGUCGGACUGCGCCUCGUCGCUCAGCACCAACCCCAACAACGGGUCCCCCGCAGUGCACCGGCGCCGCAUUCGCAACCCCAACGGCCUGGAGAUGGAGGAGGGGGACAGUGACACGGACCUGGAGGACCUGCGGCAGAGGAUACAGCAGUCGCAGACGCAGUACGCGGAGCACGAGAAGAUGUUCGAGACCGAGCUGGCCUCCGUGGCGUCCAGCAUCAUCCUCGGCAAAGACUACGCCGACUUCCUGCAGACGUGCUCGGAGAACUGCCGGUGCCUGAACGCCAUCCUGGAGGACGUGGACGUGCGCGCGAGGCUCAGUCCGCAGGAGCGCCGUGACAUAGCCGGCCUGGCCAACAACUGGAGCUCGCUGCAGGACCGCGCCCAGGAGCUGCUCCGCCUCAAGAAGGAGAUGGACGCGCUCAAGGACGACCUGCUCAAGACGCGGGGUAUCGCCCUGUCGUCGGAGCUGGGCGACAUGGACCAGCUGGACGAGCGGAUCCGUCUGGUGAAGGCCGAGCACGAGUCCCUGCAGGAGCGCAAGAAGCUCAAGCUGCCGUACCUGAACCACGCCGUGCACCGCUUCCGGCAGCAGGCGCUCAAGGAGCAGGUGACGGAGCUGUACGGCAUCUACGACGACACCUACGACAUGGUGUCGCAGCACCUCUCGGACCUGCAGCAGACCAAGGUGGCGUGGCAGCAGUUCGAGCAGCACCUGGCCGAACUGCAGCGCGCGCUGCGCAGCGACCAGGACACCCUGAAGCAGGUGGACCGCGCCCUCCAGGGCGGCCAGGUGUCCACGGCCGUGGCGUCCUCGGUGCGCGAGGUGGCACGCGCGCUGUCCGAGAAGCAAGAGCACUCGUCCGUCACCAUGGGCCAGAGCUCCCUGGUGGUGCUGGCGGACGCGCAGACGGCGGCGCUGCGCUGCUCCGAGGGCGGCUCGCUGUCGGACUCUGGCAUCUCGGACACGGGGUCGGACCAGGAGCCCUCCGAGCGCGAGAGGCGGCUCGCCAACCUGAGGCGCCUCGCGCGGCAGCUGGAGGCCGUGCUGGGGCCGGGGUCCCGCGCCCUGGACAGCAUGCGGGAGAAAAUCCAGCAGACGGAGAGCGAGCUGCGUGGCCUGCAGCGCACCUGCAGGGACCUGAUCGUGCGCACGGCCGUGUGCGUGGGCGCGGCGUCCCGGACGCAUCGGAGCACCAAGUGGCGCAAGUCCCGGAAGCGCGGGCUGCGCGAGGCUGACGAGGACCCCGACGACCCCGAGGACCCCGAGACGGGCAAGUCGCGGCCGCGGCACUGGCUGUGGAGGGCCAUGCGCGCCGCGCUGCCCUUCCAGAUGGCCAUCAUGGCGCUGCUGUGCGUCGCCUGUCUGCUGGAGCCGCACUGCUGCGACGCCAUCAACAACCUCAACCUGUCGCUCAGCCCCCAGCUGCGCUAUGUCCGCGGCCCGCCGCCCGUCUGA
Molecule: messenger RNA, 1677 nt
Organism: Thrips palmi
Lineage: Eukaryota; Metazoa; Arthropoda; Insecta; Thysanoptera; Thripidae
Product: nesprin-2-like
Exons: 11
Coding region: 16-1677 (553 amino acids)
Cellular component (GO): membrane
Source: RefSeq, a predicted model, not a curated record